UACAUAUAAAGGAUUGCAAAGUGUUUCCAAACAUCUACUUUCAGUUUUUUCUCAGGAUAUCUGUUGGUGGAAAGGAAAAGUGCACCAAGCUUCAAAGCAACAAAGAUGCCAGAGGAGGCAAAGCAGAUUUCUCACUUUGCUUCGAUGAGUGGAAAUACUUCUCCAUCCAGAUACCUGAGCAGAAUUCCAGUGCAGUGAAUCCCAAUCAAAUCAUGGUGGAGCUUCUUUUCUUUGAGCCAGCAGCAAGAGAUCCUAAACCAAUGGGCAGUGCUUUCUUCAAUGUGUUGAAAGUUCUCAAUGAAUCCAUUGUCACUCACCAGUUUAAUGUGAUGCUCAAUAAGCAGGUUGUUUGCAAGUUAGAUGUUGAGAUGGCCAUAACAUAUGGGUCAUUUGGUUAUGGACACUCUCAUCAGGUGAAGCAUCCUGAAAGGACUGUGGAGGAACAAGUGGAAAAAUCACUUUUUCCCCGCUGUCCUUCACCCGACUACCUCCAAGAUCCUGACUAUAAUGAAAAAACCACUCAGUCAGACAUUAUUUCUCAUUUGAUUCAAAGAGACAGCGAAGGAGGCAGAGAUCCCACCGAUCUUAUGAACCAAAUAGAGAAGAGAGGCAGGUGA
This is a messenger RNA of Sinocyclocheilus grahami, 617 nucleotides long. RefSeq names its product C2 calcium dependent domain containing 6 (gene c2cd6). The coding region runs from base 213 to 617 and encodes 134 amino acids. Lineage: Eukaryota; Metazoa; Chordata; Actinopteri; Cypriniformes; Cyprinidae. The record is from RefSeq and is a predicted model, not a curated record. The transcript is spliced from 7 exons.